UCUAACUGCAGUACUUGUGCAUUGGAACUUGUUAUAGUUAGGUUUCCUACUAUUUAUAUUAUAUAAAAAUGUAGUUUAUAAGUGAGAAAAAUAAUCUUAUUUACUGACGGUCCUGAUUUUUAAUUAAAAUGAGCGACAAAAUCUACAAGAUGAUAUUGCUUAAACGGCGUCUGUGUAAACGAUUAGAGAUUGUUGUUAUUGCUAUGCUCGCAAUAUCUUUUUACAUAUCAGUUUUAUUAUUCGGCGGUUUUAAGGGUCCAGAGAUAAUUCAUGUAACCGAUUUACAUCGAUGUCCAGCUUGCUAUGGGGUCACAGUGUGCCCAGAACUGUAUUCAAAUCAAAUCAUAUUGGAUUCUUCUCACUGGUCGAAUAUGUUUAACGCAAAGAACAUUUAUCAUGGUUACACAAAGUCCAGUAGGAGAGUUAUAUUAAAAAAGCUAGCUCACGAUUGGGAGCUGAAUGAAUUUGAUUCAAAACUUUGCUCAGAAUGGAGAUUAAAUAAUGAUUGCAAACCUGUACAAUUGUUAAAUAUGACAAAUAUAGAUGAUAAAGUUCUAGACAUAGUUGAAUAUAAUAUAACAUGGCCUGAUACUGAGCCAAGGAAAGGACUGGUGCUGUGUCCAUAUGCAUACAGCAUAUAUGACCUUCUUCAACCAGUGUUUAGCAAUAAUAAAAAUAACUAUAAGUCUGAAAUGUUGAACAUAUGGACCAUGCUGAGUAUAAACCCAGAACCUAUCAUACUACAGGUUUUACCAAGAUCAAAGGGCUGGCCAGUUCCAGCUUUCGGUGGAGUCUGUGGUCGUCUUGAAGUGGUAGCUUAUGAAGGUGAACCUUUGUCUUCACUACUACAUGUUGCGUGGCAUCGGAAACUUAAUUACGCUCAGAAGAUACUUGAAGCUGCCAUGGAUUUUACUUUUAAGCAUGAAAGAUUUCGCUUCUACCUCAUGGAUUGGUCAUUAGAUAAUAUCGUAGUCAACGAACGAGAUGAGAUCACAUUUGUCGACUUGGAAGACGUGAUUGUUCUGGAUAAGCAUAUUUCACCGAAACCGGAGCUGGUAGAUUGGUACAAGCGUUACAAUAGAGAAUCUAUAGGGCCUGGGUUUUCAUUUUCUAUAGAGAACAUGUGUAAACACCACUUGAGCGAUCACAAUCUGUGGGCAGCAUGUUAUAUAUUGAUUGGUGAUGAAAGUCCACUGCUGUAUCCUAUACCAAAGGAGGUGAACGCAUCCCGACCCUACUUUGAUAGACUAUUGUCGGCUUGCCUGAACGGGGAUGACAGAUUCAAAACAAUACGGAAACUCCAACAUGUUAUUGAAGAAAUGCUGAACGAUGAGAAGAUUCUCCGAUCUGGAGUCAGUUGAUUAAGAUUGUAAUUCAGAUAUUUUUAUUUAUAAUCUGUGAUAUUAUGUAUAUUGAGUUAAAUGGUUGUGCUAUGAUUGCAAUUCAUGAUUUUUUUGUUUAUUUUUAUUUAUUAAGUUAUUUUAUCAAUUAUGUUUAGAUAAAAUUAUAGCUUUAAAUUUAAUUUUAGAAAAUCAAAUCUCAUUAAAAAAAACAAAUGUCUUCACUUUUAUGAACUAUCAUGUAUAGAAUAAAUAAUAAGGAUAAAUA
Danaus plexippus (monarch butterfly) is the source of this 1608-nucleotide messenger RNA. Its product is annotated as divergent protein kinase domain 2A. The transcript is spliced from 3 exons. The record is from RefSeq and is a predicted model, not a curated record. Lineage: Eukaryota; Metazoa; Arthropoda; Insecta; Lepidoptera; Nymphalidae. Bases 129 to 1361 code for a protein of 410 amino acids.